Cydia fagiglandana is the source of this 1022-nucleotide messenger RNA. RefSeq lists its product as uncharacterized. NCBI's taxonomy places the organism in Eukaryota, Metazoa, Arthropoda, Insecta, Lepidoptera, Tortricidae. The record is from RefSeq and is a predicted model, not a curated record. The transcript is spliced from 2 exons. The coding region runs from base 176 to 991 and encodes 271 amino acids.
AGCCCACUCGAUAAAGGCAACAACGCCAAAUAGUAACAUUCGUACUGCGAAGAGAAACGGCCUAAUUUAUAGUGUAUUGAUAAAAACUGCGGGUUUUUUUUUACUUUUUAUCGCAAUUGUAAAGUAAUUGGUUUUAGUUAAAUCGGUGCCUUUGUGGUCAGUGCACGUGAACAAGAUGUUUUUUAAAUUGUUUUUGUUGAUGAUUUUUGUGACAAAAGUAUCUUCAACGGUUGUUGCAGAACAAGAUUACUACAAAUAUGACGAAUACGACGAUUACGAAUACGACGAUCCCACAUUAGAUACAGUACGAAACACACCAACAGACAAAACAACAUAUAAAACUGAAGCCACUCCGUACAAACAUGCAAAAGGCGAACCAGAUGAAAUUUCGACGGUUAAAUGGUUAAAACAACUUGUACGUGAAGAUCCUGUAAAUAAUAAGGCUUUAUCAAAUGUUGAUAAAGCUACUGGUGAUGAAGAAGAUGUAACAUAUAUUCUUACAGAUAAACCUCCUAUAGAUGAUAAACCUGGUUAUGAAGUUACAGAAAUUGUUGAUGAUAUACCAAACAUUGUAACUUAUAAGCCUAUAGUAACUAAUUUCACUAUUAGAUUACCUUUGAAUAAUGCCACAAGUAUCAAUGGAAAUAAUAUUGGAAAUAGUAACGAAAAUAAGAAGAAUAAAGGAAAUGUCCCAAGAAAGAGCUCAAUAAACAUAUUCCAUGUAAAUGCUGAAUUUGAUGAUGAUAGAGAAAAGAAACCUGUAAUUCAAAAUAUAAACAUUCAUAAAAUACCUUUCGGUAUUUUCAAAGUGAAGGAUCAUGUAGAUAGAAUUAAAGAUAAUGUUGUAAAUUAUGUGCAUAGUACUGAUACUGAAUGUUGUGAUGAACCAAAUGAAGGACAUUAUUUACCAAACAUACUGGCGGCUCCUGGGAACUUUUUACGAAGAUUAAGGGAGAAAGGAUCUACUUUUUACCAUAAGUUUUUUAGCUAAUUUGUGUGAUAAAUCAGUUAUAAAAUACAUA